UGUCUGUCAGUGGAGUUACUGUGCAGCCAUUGGUGGAUUCCCACGCAUUCAAUCAGAGAUUUGGCUUCUGUCACACAUUCACACACACUAACACACACACAUGCACUCAGAAAAAGAAAAGAGACCUCCAUCGCUGAGCCAGCCAAACUCAAAGCUUCAUCGGUGAAAAGAGCUACAGCUGGUGUGAGAAGGUCAAAUGGCAGUGAACUAAAUGAAGGCAAAAGCACCUCAGUAAAUCAGCAACAAAAAGAGCAGGAAUACCACUCUGAGGCAGUCACCAUGGAGACCAGCCUGCUUUCAGAAAUGGCUGAUCUAACAGACUGUAAAAUGGAUCCUGGGUAUACAGAGGACCAGAAAUGCCAGUUCAGGGAGGAGGAGAAAGAAUCUUUUGCCACAUAUUUCUCAGAGUGCCUAGAUACCACAAAGAGCAACCCACAGGAAGACAAGGAUGGGCAAGAUAGCAAAGAUGCAAUCAAUAAAUGUGAGAGCUCAGGUGAAUCUGAUGGCAGCACAGACUCUCAAGAGGGCAUUUUUGGCAAGGUCAAAGAACAAGAGGAGUCAAAUCCUAGAGAACAUUUUACCUCUGAGCUUCAAAAAGACUCUCACAUGAAUGACCAACUACAAGAGGAAGAGGAAAUCAACAUUUCUAAUGAUGCCAAGGUGGAAGAACACAUUGAGCCCCAGGUGGAUGAACAAGAGAAAUCUGAGCUAGAGCAGCAAAUCCUGGAGUUAGCAAUUUCUGAAUUCCCAACUGAAUCAAAGGAUAUGGAUAAAGAUGACUUAAGUGAUUGUCUACAUGUGGAGAUGGCCAUUAUUUCAUCAGACAGCGAUGCUGAGGAGCAAUGGAGGUCCAUAGUUUCAUCAACUGUUGAAGAAAAUGUUGAUCUCUUGGGUAUGGAUGAACCAGAGGACAACUCUGAAGACCAAGCAAGGCAUGAAGACCAUACAGUGACUGACAGCAAUGCUGAAAAUGAAGAUGGAACCCUGGCAAUGAACAUAAGUGAAAGUGAUAUUCUAGAACAACCAGAAUGUCCCACAGAGUGUGAGCUGCAGGACAUUGCUUCAGAUUCCUCUGUCCAUUAUUGUAACAAGAUUCCAGAGGAUGAGGAUGAGAAAGAGCUUGUGCAAAGCUCAAAGCACAACAUGCAGCGCCUGUCCUGCUCAACUUCGGAGCUCGACAAGAAGGUGCCCCAAGACUUCUGUGUGGUUCAGGACAUAAAGAGCGAGAAUGUCAGUACAGAGCACUUGGAUUUCAGCGUGACACGCAAGCAAUGGCAGAAGAUGGAAGAGCAAACCAAGGGUCAGGUGCACCGGCCCGUGGUGAGGCUGGGGUCUUGCCAGGUUGGUCACAGCUUCAUGUAUACACCUGUGCGCAACAUUGAUCGCCCCAGGAAAGACCCUGACAUAGACAGUCUUGGUCUGGGAGAUUACCAGUACACACAGUUCAGUCCCUGUUCAGAGGACUCUGGUCUAGAGGACACAAGCUACAGGUCCCCUUAUGAUGAGCCAGAGACUCCUGUGGAGAGGGAGAUACGUGAAGCUCUGGAGCGAGAGGAGAAUUUCAGGCGAGAGAGGGCAAUGGCGAAGGCCUUUGCUGGUGAGGCUACGCAAGUUAAGCCCAAGCCUGGUACUCUUCAACAGAGCAGAUCGGAGCCUGGUGAGCGAGGAAGGAUGUUUGACACACCAGAGGACAGAUGCAGGUCUCAAAGAUCUAUUAGUGCAAGAACUCCAACUUUCUCCAUCACUGCUUCAUCUGGAAGAGGUCCCACAUACCACGAAAUGACAGCCAAUAAUGUCAUCAUACUCAAGCCGGAUUUGUACCCCACCAGCCCACGGAAUCUAGGGAAAGGAGGCCUGCUCCCUCCAGGGACAAGCAAUUGCCAAGAAUGGCCAUCAGACAUGAACAAUGUCAUUAUCCUAGAGACUUCCAAUCUCAUCAUCCGAAGUGCAUCGGAAUUCUGCCUAAGCACCGCAUGCCAAGACACCCAAGAGAGCACGUUUCCCAACAAUCCCUUCUUCAAACUGCGCUCCCAUAGCACCCAGUCUCUGGUGGACCUGGAGAUCAAGAUGGUGAGGCAAAGAGAAGAGGAGCUCAGGAGGCAGAGAGCACAACUAUAUGUAAAGGAGAGAUAUGACACGGUGCUAGUGUCCCCCAGCCAACUGCAGAAUUUCACUUAUGAGAGACCAGGAGAAAUACCAACAAAAUCAAAGUCAUCCCCCUCGUCUCCUUCGAAGACACGCAAAAUGGAUCGCUUCACUUUGUCCUGUGAUCACAAGUUCCCCGUGGCACCUUACCCUCGAGUCAGACGGAAAAGUGCCCUGGCCCAGAGGUGGGAGGCAGGUAUAUUUGCCAAUCAUCAGCAACAAGACUGAAUUAUUUGACUAAAUUAAGUAAAUAAGCACAAAUCAAG
Myxocyprinus asiaticus (Chinese sucker) is the source of this 2411-nucleotide messenger RNA. RefSeq lists its product as uncharacterized. Bases 280 to 2373 code for a protein of 697 amino acids. Lineage: Eukaryota; Metazoa; Chordata; Actinopteri; Cypriniformes; Catostomidae. The record is from RefSeq and is a predicted model, not a curated record. The transcript has 4 exons.